Dendronephthya gigantea is the source of this 1373-nucleotide messenger RNA. RefSeq lists its product as uncharacterized. Bases 13 to 1002 code for a protein of 329 amino acids. The record is from RefSeq and is a predicted model, not a curated record. The transcript has a single exon. Gene Ontology annotation, molecular function: protein binding. Lineage: Eukaryota; Metazoa; Cnidaria; Anthozoa; Malacalcyonacea; Nephtheidae.
GGAAGUAGAGUCAUGCGAGACGUUCUCGGAAGAAGCUGUACGACCGAACAUACUGCAACUAAAGGGUCGACUGACUUGACUGAAGAAAAAAUGGCAACACAGAACGUCCGAAAUGUGUUUGCUUCGCCAUGGAACGAUAGCGAUACUGUGCUAGAUGUCGAAAAUCAAGAACUUCAUGUUCAUAAGUGGAUUCUCAUCUCGCAAUCGCCCGUGUUUAAAGCAAUGCUCGACGGACAUUUUAAAGAAGCUAACCAAGACAAAAUCACCCUGAAAGGUAAAAACGUGGAGACGAUGGUACAGUUUUUGAAGACUCUCUACCCUUCGUCCAUGUUUAGAGAAGCUAAAACACCUAUGAAUGAUGAAAUUCGGCUGUCAAUAAUGGCGCUUGCAGAGGAGUAUCAAUGUGUAGAUGUUAUAAAGCAAUGUAUUGACGAAAUGAAAAUUACCCCGGAAAAUGCAUUGCAAAUACUGCCGUACGUCGUGAAGUAUUAUCAGACCGUAUUGCCUCAACUGUAUGAUAUCAUUAACUGGAGCGCUUCAGCAGCCGUGCUGGAAACAGUAUUGCCGAAUAUUGAAGGACAAAAGGGGACGUCUGACAGAAUGCUGCUAACGAAAUGUCGCUUCCUUGAAGACAUCCUGGUGAAGAUGGAAAGUGCUACAAAAGCUUUGUUAUGUGAUUUUUUAAGGCAAAGAAAGAAAUUAGAUGAUAUGGAAAAGUCAUUGAAAGAUUCAAAGAAUAAGGUUUCCACUUAUUACAGCAGUAUUCACCGUGACACUACAUUUGAAACUACAGCCGACUCUCGAUGUCCUCACAGCGUUGCAUUUGGACAGAUCAAGAAAACAAAAGGCUGUCUUCAUUGUAAAGAAAAGUACAAAGAAAAAUUCUUUGCUCUUAUUCCUAGUUGUCCAGGCACACAACAUUAUUUCGACAUGUUUGAAAAAGUGAAUGACGUAGUUACUGCAGUCAAUGAACAGAAACGUAUACCGUAUUCUACAUUCUAGGUCAGGAAAUUCUUUGACAACGGCAUACGUAAUAUUUGUUGACAGCAUCAUAGGUUUACCCAGUUAACGUCAUUAGCGAAAUUAGUUAUUAAUUGUUUUCUCGUAUUAGAUUUCUGCUUUGAUUUAAUAAACUUACCAAUGUAACCUUCUAAGCUUGUCCUUACAUCUUCAACUGAAGGAAAUACCUGGCGUGCAUGCAAAAAGUGUUUUUUUUCUGUCAGGUUUUUCAAAGAAAAAGGCAAUGCUGUAUAGUGUAGAUUAGAAUGCGGGUAUACGACUGACACUAAACAUUUUGAAUCUCAGUUUCAAUUUUAUCACGAACAAUAAUUCCUCACUGAACUCUGCGCAAAACAAAAGAACUCACCAGAUGU